Nothoprocta perdicaria is the source of this 702-nucleotide messenger RNA. It is a transcript of the gene RAB26, whose product is annotated as RAB26, member RAS oncogene family. The coding region runs from base 1 to 573 and encodes 190 amino acids. NCBI's taxonomy places the organism in Eukaryota, Metazoa, Chordata, Aves, Tinamiformes, Tinamidae. Gene Ontology annotation, cellular component: endosome; Golgi apparatus. The transcript is spliced from 8 exons. Gene Ontology annotation, molecular function: GTPase activity; GTP binding. The record is from RefSeq and is a predicted model, not a curated record.
AUGCUGGUGGGCGACUCGGGGGUCGGCAAAACCUGCUUGCUGGUGCGGUUUAAGGACGGCGCUUUCCUCGCGGGCAGCUUCAUUUCCACCGUGGGAAUCGACUUCAGGAACAAGGUCCUCACGGUGGACGGCGUGAAGGUCAAGCUGCAGAUCUGGGACACGGCCGGGCAGGAGCGCUUCCGCAGCGUCACGCACGCCUACUACCGCGACGCGCACGCCUUGCUCCUGCUCUACGACGUCACCAACAAGGCUUCGUUUGACAACAUCCAGGCCUGGCUGACCGAGAUCCACGAGUACGCGCAGCAGGACGUGGUGCUCAUGCUGCUGGGGAACAAGGUGGAUUCCACCCAGGACAGAGUGGUGAAAAGGGAAGAUGGAGAGAAAUUAGCCAAGGAGUACGGAGUGCCCUUUAUGGAGACCAGCGCAAAAAGUGGCUUAAAUGUCGAAUUAGCCUUCACAGCCAUUGCCAAGGAACUGAAGCACAGGUCCAUGAAGCUGCCCAACGAGCCCAAAUUCAAGCUCCAUGACUACGUGAAGAAGGAAGUAAGAGGCUCAGGCUGCUGCAGAUCCUAGUGUGCUUGGUGCAUUUGUACAGAGACUCACGCCAAGUGCUCGUGUGCCGCGCGCUCCUCGUGGACAGUGUGUGCAUGUCUGUCUGUUGUGUCUGUACCUGCGUAAAAGGAGAGCUGGGACGUGUGGAGC